This is a messenger RNA of Dioscorea cayenensis subsp. rotundata (Guinea yam), 1662 nucleotides long. RefSeq names its product cytochrome b561 and DOMON domain-containing protein At3g61750. Lineage: Eukaryota; Viridiplantae; Streptophyta; Magnoliopsida; Dioscoreales; Dioscoreaceae. The record is from RefSeq and is a predicted model, not a curated record. Bases 223 to 1335 code for a protein of 370 amino acids. The transcript has 4 exons.
AGAUGAUGAGGAGCAAGGUAGACAAGCAACCACUCCGGGGUGGCACCAUCGCCAUGAUUGCUCACCAUCAAACAUCAGCAUCAUCAUCACUACCAACUUCGUUUGCAAGCGAAGGCAACCUCUCAACUUCCGCCUCCUUUUCAAUCCAUUGCUCUCUUCCAACUAUUAACAAAAACAUACUCACACUGCUCUUGCUCUUGCUCUUGCUCUUCAUCGGAUCCAAUGGCGGCUGCGCUAUUUCUGGUUCUUGUCUUAGCUCUGAGAGCUCUGCCCAUGCCUGCCCGUGCUCAGACUGACACUUGUGACGAUGAUCCUCGCCUCUUCCUCCCUAAUGCGUACAAUGCCACUGAAUUCCAUUGCACGCCUGUUUGGAACACCUUCAUUCUUAGGUAUUCCCAGAGUCAAGACAAUGUCUUGAGUGUUGUACUCUCUGCUGUAUACACGGUUGGGUGGGUUGGAAUGGGAUUCUCAAAGGAUGGUAUGAUGGUUGGUUCCAGUGCUAUGGUGGGUUGGAUUGGAAAAACAGGCAGAGCUCAUAUCAGACGAUACUAUUUACGUGGUCAGUCUAGUUCACAAGUCAUUGUGAAUGAAGGCCAGUUGCAAACAACUGAUGUUUCACCUAUGGUUAUUCUUUAUGGGGCCAACAUCUACUUGGCAUUUCAGUUGAAGUUCUCAGCUCCUCUUUCACAGCAGGAACUUCUUUUUGCUGUUGGGAGUAGAAUUCCGGUGAAUUACCGCCUUACAGAACAUGAUGAUAAGACAUCUGUUUCCUUUGAUUUUGCAGCAGGUUCAUCAUCUCCUUCAUCCUCCUACCCAUACCAACUGAAAAGGAACCAUGGUGCACUGAAUAUAUUUGGCUGGGGUGUACUGCUUCCAAUAGGAGCCAUUAUCGCAAGAUAUUGCAAGCAGUGGGAUCCGUUGUGGUUUUACCUUCAUGUUGGCAUUCAGUUUUUUGGAUUUAUAAUUGGCCUUUCUGGUAUUGUUUGUGGUGUUGCACUUUAUAAUAAGCUACAUUCAAGUGUUUCAGCACACAGGGGACUUGGCAUAUUCAUUUUUGUGCUUGGUAUUCUCCAGAUAAUUGCAUUUUUCCUAAGACCUGAUAAAGACUCAAAGAUUCGCAAAUAUUGGAACUGGUACCACCAUUGGUCUGGCAGGCUUGCCCUCUUCCUGGCAUCUGUUAACAUUGUUUAUGGAAUUCAAGUUGCUCAUGCUGGCAGUUCUUGGAAAGUUGGUUAUGGAAUCAAUCUUGCUUUUCUUCUGAUUGCAGUCAUAGUUCUAGAAAUACUGUCUUGGACAAGAUGGUCGCAGAAAACAGUUACGCCGCCUGCAUUCUAAACCAAAUAUUUAUCGUCUUCAAUGCAUGUACUCUUGUAAUGUGUUACAGAAAACCGACAAGAUGCUAAGAAACUCAGGCAGAUUUCUUUGAAGAGAGUACACUAUAUAGUGUUACAGAAUUGGGAUCCUUUUUUUCUGCAUGUCAUCAAAGCUAUAGGAAUUCCUAGAUUAAUGCUUGAUGUUUACCACAAUUGCAAGUUUGCAACCUCAUUGAACUUUACAUGUUCUCCUUAAUCUUGUGUAUUGUGUAAUUAACUACUUCUUGAGUGAGUGAGUAUAUCUGAUAUGAUGCAAGCCAUGAUUUUUGGCUUGUUACAUUUGUUCUCA